This is a messenger RNA of Brettanomyces nanus, 894 nucleotides long. RefSeq lists its product as uncharacterized. Lineage: Eukaryota; Fungi; Ascomycota; Pichiomycetes; Pichiales; Pichiaceae. The coding region runs from base 1 to 894 and encodes 297 amino acids. Gene Ontology annotation, biological process: mitochondrial translation. The transcript has a single exon. Gene Ontology annotation, molecular function: structural constituent of ribosome. Gene Ontology annotation, cellular component: mitochondrial ribosome; mitochondrial large ribosomal subunit. The record is from RefSeq and is a predicted model, not a curated record.
AUGUUUAAACAGUUGGCAAAGUUCAGUACAAGUGCGAGAAGUUUGGCAAGAUCCAGAAAACAAUAUCGGAUUUCUCCACACAUCAAGUUGAGACCACCUAUUGUCCCUUCUAUCGAUAACAUUGAAAUAAAAGAAGAUCAUGCACUAUGGCAAUUUUUUGAGGACAAAUCGUUUGUGAGAACACCAGAACAGAUAACAUUUACAGGAAGAGCAUGGACUGUUCAAGAAUUGAGAAGAAAAUCAUUUGAAGACCUCCAUUCGUUAUGGUACGUGUGCUUAAAGGAAAGGAAUAAGCUCUAUAGAGAGUCGCACGUAUAUGACCAGAUCGAGAGUUUGAGAUCACAAGAGUUUGAAGGACUCAGCGAACAGAUUCGACAGACUAUGAUUCAUAUUAGACAGGUGAUAACGGAGAGAGAAAUGGCUGUACGCAAUGCGCAGGCAGAGUUUGAAGUGAUUGGUGACGAGUACUUGGAUGAGUUUAAGGACAACUAUUUAAAGGAGGAGAAUGUCGAGACAGACGAAUGGUACAAUAAAUUGGAGAGACUUCAGUAUGCGAUAUUUGGAAUUCCGGAUGUGUUGGACACCUCAUUGAUUGUCGAUGUGAAGUUUCUUGAAGGAGUGAGAUAUAUUGGACAGUUGAAAUAUGAGAAGUUUGCAAGCAGCAUUGGAAGAGAAGACAUUGGAAAACUAAGAGACAUUGCAGAGAUUUAUACUGUGUUUGAAGAAAGUGCCACUGCAGACGGAGUCAAAGAAGCAUGUCAAAAGAUUGACGAAUAUAGAGAGAGCGAGUUAGUGAUUCCUGGAUCCAAGGAGAUCCAAGUUGUUCAAGGAUUUAUUGAUGACAAGAUCAAACAGGCCGAGAGUGACCUUACCGAGGAGGAGAUCAAGGAGUAA